Molecule: messenger RNA, 756 nt
Organism: Cricetulus griseus (Chinese hamster)
Lineage: Eukaryota; Metazoa; Chordata; Mammalia; Rodentia; Cricetidae
Source: RefSeq, a predicted model, not a curated record
AUGGCUCGCUUGACAAACUCUCUCCUGAAGAGCAUUGUUAUCCGAACGCAGUUUGACAGCGUCAGAAGGAAACAGUGCCUGCAGUAUCUGAACACUCUGAGGACACUGCAGUACGAUGGGUAUAAGACUGUGUAUUUUGGGGAAACUGAGAUCCCAGAGACUCUUGUCACCGGGGAAGAUUUCAGCGACAGCUAUUACAUGCACAGCCCCACCUGGUGUAUUCUGCAUGCUGGAGGCAGCCAGGGGUGGGUGCCUUGGAAAUACCGGAUGUUCUUAAGAGAUGACCUAUGUAUCAAACAGGAAGACAGCCUCUUCUUUGAGUUCUGCGAUGUCAUAAAGAAGGCCUACGGGAAGUGCGCCAUCGUGGUCAAAGGGCAAAGGCAGCAAGAUGAGACGAAGCCCAAGGCAGACAUGGAGGGGGAGGCCCAGGCCUAUGUCCCAACAAGCAUCAAUUUAACAAGCAUCGUGUGUUCCCCAGGAGUGGCCAAGUCCUACGGCCAUGAACUAAUCUCUCUGCCCUCCCUGUAUAACUACCUGAACCCCUUAGAUUCGGCCUGGUCGUCUAUGAAAUGGUUUAUCAUCAACAACAGGAAAGAAUUCUGUCUGCAGUCUGCUGAUGAUGUCUACACUUACCAGUACAUACUUUUCAGCGACUUAAUCAGCAAAGGGAUUGAAAAGGUCAGCCUGAGCAAGUGGAAGGCCCUCACCAACAAAGUGCGGAGGUGGGAAAACUACUAUCUCGGGAAAUUUUCUUAG